AUGAAGACCAUUCUAUCUUCCGAGACCAUGAACAUCCCUGACGGCGUUAGCAUCAAGGUUAACGCCAAGGUGAUCGAAGUCGAAGGCCCACGCGGUAAACUCGUUCGUGACUUCAAGCAUCUCAACCUCGAUUUUGAUCUCAUCACCGAUGAGAAUGGAAAGAAGAAGCUCAAGAUCGACGCGUGGUUUGGUUCCCGGAAAACCUCCGCCGCCAUCAGAACCGCUCUCAGCCACGUUGAGAAUCUCAUCACUGGUGUCACCAAGGGGUUCCGCUACAAGAUGAGGUUUGUGUAUGCUCAUUUCCCAAUCAACGCUAGCAUUACCAAUGAUAACAAGUCCAUUGAGAUCCGUAACUUUCUCGGUGAGAAGAAGGUGAGGAAAGUGGAUUUGCUUGAUGGAGUUUCAAUUGUUCGAUCUGAGAAGGUGAAGGAUGAGGUUGUUUUGGAUGGAAAUGACAUUGAGCUUGUUUCUAGAUCAUGUGCUCUUAUUAACCAGAAAUGCCAUGUUAAAAAGAAGGAUAUCAGGAAGUUUCUUGAUGGUAUUUAUGUUAGUGAGAAGGGUGCUGUAGUUGUUGAAGAAUAG
Messenger RNA from Lathyrus sativus (Indian pea), 582 nucleotides. The record is from the annotation of a GenBank genome assembly. NCBI's taxonomy places the organism in Eukaryota, Viridiplantae, Streptophyta, Magnoliopsida, Fabales, Fabaceae.